AUGGCGGCUGGGCGGCGCGUGAGGGCCUUCAAGUGGUGGAUGAACCACCGAGGCAUCCAAUGCAGCGACGCCCUCGACCUGACGCUCCCCGCCGCCACCCAGUCCCUCUCCAUCACAGCCCUCACCGACCUCCACGUCGGCGACGCCGUUGCCACAAUCCCCAAGUCCGCCUGUCUCACCGUCGUCACCACCUCUGCGCGUGACGUCAUCGACGCCGCGGGUCUCGACGGUAGCCUCGGCCUCGCGGCGGCGAUCAUGCACUAGCGGAGCCUCGGGGAGCAGUUGCCGUACUUGGCGGUGCUGCCGGAGCGGGAGGCGAUUCCGCUCGUGUGGACGGCGGCGGAGCUGCUGAGGGGGACGGAGCUGGAGGGGACGGUGAAGGAGGAUAGGGCGGUGAUGUUGGAGGAUUGGAAGGAGAGCAUUGCGCCAUUGCAGGGGCAAAUUGGUCCACAAUUUGAGAGGUUUUUCGGGUUUGAGGAUUACUUGGCUGCUAGAACUCUGAUUGCUUCUAGGUCUUUCCAGAUUGGUGAUCACUACCACGGAGUCGGAAUGGUUCCUCUUGCCGACAUUUUCAAUCACAAGACGGGGGCGGAGGAUGUGCGUCUGAAUACCUCUGCAUCUAGUGAAUCCGAGGAGGGUGAGAGUGGCGGCGAAGAUGGCAAUGCGUAUGGUAAUGAGUCUAGUACUAGUACAACUUCGAGUGUUGGUCCCAGUACUGGUGCUGGUGCUACUGAUGAUGUGGUUUCUAGUGAUGGUGGGGAUGAUGAUUUGGAGAUGGUUAUGGUGAAAGAUGUUAAGCCCGGGGCUGAGGUUUGUCACUGUCCAGACAGCACUUCACAGAUUAUGCCUGAUGUGAAAUGCUGCUUCUCUGAAAUUAUUUUAUUAACCCCAUGCUUAUUUUCUCGGGUCUUCAAUAUCUACAGGUUAUUGGGUAAUGCUGCACUUCUUCAUAGAUGUGGAUUUACAGAGCCAGAUAAUCCUUUUGCCAUUGUGAAUAUCGACUGACUUGUACUUAAGUGGAGUGAGUCUUUGUUUUCUGGUCAGCAUCGUAGAGCGAGACUAUCUUUGUGGAGAAGACUAGGAUACUCUGGAUGUGCCAGCCACGACUCGGAAUAUUGUGAGAUUUCCUUCAAUGGGGAACCCCCAAAUGAGCUGCUGCUGCUUUUGUUGUACAUAGUUUUGUUACAACAGGAUGCAUAUGAUAAGAUUGAUCUGGCUCUAACAACUGCGGGCAAUUCCAACGGGCAUGUGGGCGGCAUUUUAUCAGAUAAAAGUGAAAAAUUGUCCGUCAUAACUGCUGAAUUCAGUGAAGCCGUGUUGCUGACAACUUCUGUGUGUAAUGCUCUCUUGUCCCUUGCGGAUAUGCGGGAAAGCUUUUAUGGUAGAAACUCAAUAGAAGACGACAUUGAAGCACUGAAAAGGUGUUGUAGUAUAAAAGAGAAAAAGUUGUACCAUUCAUUGAUGCUACGGAGAAUGAAGGGACAGGUCACUUAUUAGUAUUCACGUCAUUUCUUUCAUGCAUUGCCUGAUUUAGGCAUCUUCUUAGUGCUUUCUCUCCGUCUAAGUGCGGAGAGAUACACACUGCUGCUGCUGUGCUGCUAUGAAAGUGAAAAUUUUGGUGAGACUAUUAUGAAGCCAACUGUGGAAUGUCGCCAUUGUUUGCCCUCAAACCUGAUAAUCGCAAUUGCCUUCUCGCAUGCCCAACAGCUCAAUUUUCCUUCUUCCAAAUUUGUUUUUGUUUAUACAGAUUGACUUGGAGCAUUGAAUCGAAUUUAACUUGCUGUCUUUAUCCAAUUCCCCUCUUUGCUUUAUCAGUAGACAGAAGUUUCCAACGAUUAUAGUCACUGUAAAGCAUACAAAUUCAUUGUUUCGGUCUGAACUUCUCCAAAACCUACCUCAAAGGAAGUCUUUUGGACGGCUUGACCAAAGAAUAGGUUGAGAUAUCA
Molecule: messenger RNA, 1946 nt
Organism: Argentina anserina (silverweed cinquefoil)
Lineage: Eukaryota; Viridiplantae; Streptophyta; Magnoliopsida; Rosales; Rosaceae
Biological process (GO): peptidyl-lysine monomethylation
Cellular component (GO): nucleus
Molecular function (GO): protein-lysine N-methyltransferase activity
Source: RefSeq, a predicted model, not a curated record